Rhinocladiella mackenziei CBS 650.93 is the source of this 501-nucleotide messenger RNA. RefSeq lists its product as uncharacterized. The transcript has a single exon. Bases 1 to 501 code for a protein of 166 amino acids. NCBI's taxonomy places the organism in Eukaryota, Fungi, Ascomycota, Eurotiomycetes, Chaetothyriales, Herpotrichiellaceae. The record is from RefSeq and is a predicted model, not a curated record.
AUGCAAACAUCACCCAAGUCCGUCUCUUCUCUCUCCCUCUCUCUCACUAUCCUCCUCCUUCUCCAAUCCACCAUCAUCCAAGCCGACAUGUCAACCAUGACAGCCAUCUCCUCACCAACGUCAGCCUACGAGAACCCCUUCACCAUCUACACGAGCAUGACAAACUCGCUCGGCGUCAUCACGGGAAUGCCAUCGGUCGUCACCAGCCAGCCGGAAGCCGUCACCAGUCAACCCGCUUCGCCCACCUUGCCAACUUACUCUGGAUACGCGUACGGCAACAGCUCCAGCAUCGCAACAAGCUCGAGCAUAUCCACAACCUCGUCACCCACCACUCUGGCAACGAGCACCGUCGUCGUGAGCGGGAGCGCCAGUCCCAUUGAAUCCGAGACGGCUACCGCUAGUGCCACAUUCGCCCAAUCCACCGGCGGCGCUGUGGUGAAUAGAGUGGCCGGCGCCGGAAUCGGCUUGGUUGUGCUCGGUCUCGGAUUUUCCAUGCUGUGA